CGCGACCCAUUUAAUGUCAUUGUGGAUGAAUUCAUAAAAUUGUAUCGCAUGCCUCAACACGAGGUUAUUAGGCUGUGCAAUAUUCUGCUGGAAUUCGCCCCUCGCCGCUCCAGUCCACUGGCUACCCACAUUCAUUACCAAGUUGUUGGCGGCUCUAAUUUUUUUCGGAGGUGGAAGCUCCCAAAGAAAAGUUUAUUACCUUUUCUCUCACACAUAAAGAGAGGCUAAAAGUCAUGCGAGUCAAUGAAGAAAUUCUUGGCAUGCCCAGAGUAUUGGGCUAACGUUGAUGGAACACGUAUUAGGAUUGUUCCUCCUCCAAGGCAGCUUAACCCACAGAUGUAUUAUUGCCGUAAGGGAUUCCCUUCAAUUAAUGCACAAAUCAUUUGUGAUGCUACACUAACUAUCCGAAAUGUAUGUGCAGCUUUUCCUGGAUCCAGCAACGAUUUUUUUGUGUGGAGUGGAACAGUUGCCAAAGAUGUGAUGGUACAGGCAUACUUUGAAGACGGAUGUUGGCUUUUAGGUGAUUCGGGUUACUUUCUGGCUCCAUGGCUUCAUGUUCCGAUUCCGCAUGCUGCUCCAGGGACUCCAGAGUUUGAUUACACACAAAUACAUUGUUCAGCACGCAAUUGUGUGGAGAGGUGCAUCGGCGUGUUGAAGGCAAGAUGGAGGUGCUUGUGUUCUGACAGAGCUCUCACAUAUCGGCCAACUUUUUCUGGUCAAAUUAUUAAUGCUUGUUGUGCACUUCACAACUAUUGCCUGUUCCGUGGUCUACUAAACCCAAGGCCCUACAUACAACGUGUGCCAGUUGUGCUGCCGGAUUACAAUGAUCUACCACGAGGGCUGCUAGCUAGAGCUGCUGCUGAGCAGCGUCAUCUUAUUUACUAUGCUCAUGCCAGAAAGCAACGUUUGAGGCAGCAGCAGCUAUUGGAGUAGUAUUUUCUUGGUAUUACUCCAUUACUACUACUACUACUACUACGACUACUACUACUACUAUUGUUAUUCCGUUUAUUUUUUAAUGCUAAGGUCAGUACAUGAACAUUUGCUUCUGCUGCUGUUUGAAACAAGCUCGCAGACCACGAAUCAAAGCUUUGAAUUUGGAAAUCUUUAUAUUCAUCAGUUUGUGGAAAGCUUACCAACAAUAAUGUUAUGUCAAGAUGGGGUCCACAUUGCUCAAAAUAUUUAAAUGUUAUUAUUGCAGUCUCAUAGAAGCAGUGGAUUGUUAUUUAAAUUAUGUAGUUAUUAUGAUCUGUUAUCUGAUAUUUCUAAGGUGAUACAGCCUUGAUUUGAUGGAGCCUGGCAAUAUAUUAAGUUUCACUGAGCAACAAACCAAAGGUAUUAUUUACUAUGUUUUUAAAAGUUAAUCAUGUUAAAUUUGACUUAAAAAGACUUUGUUAGGGAUAUGUGUGUAUGUGUAAGUUCCAUCACCAAAUCCAUUUCUUAGCAACCAAACUAUUUCCUCUACAAAAUGUGAUCUAUCCGUUGGUAGUUUUGUUUCGAGAUUAAGGUCUUUCCAAGAGUGGGGAGCAAUUUUGUGAUGAUCCAAGUGUCUACAAAUAUUAAAUUACCCCCUUGCCGAACCUUCUUGAAGGCUGCUUUAAUUGAAACUUUGUUGGAAACCAAUUAAAAUACAUUCUUUGCUGCUAUGUGAGCUACACAUAAAGUAAUGAAAAAAACUGAGUUAUUUUAUUGUGUUUCUUUGUGUGACAAAACACACGAAGAGUGUCAGUUAGAAAUUUAGUCAGGAAUUUGUCUCCAAAAAUUGAAAUCGAGCUCCAGUGGUUUUGUUUAAUUGAUCCGUCAAAUCCAGCUACAUGUGCUGCAAAUGUGCCAUAUUCUUUUUGCAGGAUUUCAACAGUGUCUGUGUUAAAUUCUGUGCAAUCUUCUCAGGAAACUUUCAACCAUAAUAAUUCAUGAAACAGAGGCAUUCCCGAACAUUUUGGUUUUAUUUACACUCUUGCCAUAGUUGGCCCUCAAAAUUCACAGCAUAUCUAGUUUCCCACUGUUAGUUAAUCACUCUAAUCAAAUAAGUUAUCUGCUUGUUGUGCUAAGUUGUAGAGGGAAAAUUUGGAAGAAUGUACUUGCUGUAUAGAUUGAUGAUUAGGGUCAUCGGUUUAAAGGGCUCACUUGGUCUUAUUUUGUGCUAAAAUAUUAGUGGAUAUUAAAAGCGAUAAAAAGCCUAUAAAUGGCAUCUGAGAAAUGUUUGUCUCCUUUUGUGGCCAUACCUAUCAGUCUGAGUCAAUUUUACAAUUCGGUGUAACAGUUAAAUGUAACAGCCAACACUUUGAUAAAUUAUGUUCUGAGAACAAAUGGUAAGGGAAUGUGCUCGACAAAGGAAACAUUUGGCUUGAAUAGGAACACUUUAAUGAAAAUGAGCUUUUCUUUAAAAGCAACUCGAGCGCCAAUAUAUAAAUACUGUUCAGGAUUCUACUGAAAAAUAACUUUCCGAUGGUAUACUUGAGUGACUCCAGGGCGAGGAGUCAGUCAAGUAAACAAUUACCGAAAAGUUGUGUCUGGAAAUGAGAGUGCCGAGGAGCAUAGUGACGCAGAGCAACUUGUUGCUUAAAAUGCAAACGCAGAUGAGCAAGCUGAGUCAAGCUCAGCCAUUUCUGUGAGUAGGGCUUUCUAUGGUUACCUCUGCAAGUAGAAUUUCAAUAUGAAAUUAUGAUACUAAAAUACCCAUACAUUUUGGGAAACUUCUAGUGAAAGCAGUGAAAGCGGUCCCCAAAGUGCUGCAUCCACUUCGGACCCUAUUCACUUUAAAUUUGGAGAUGAAAUUAUUCCGUCACCAUCACUUGAUCCUUCAGUUAUAUCUCUUGAUAUUAGUUUUGAUAGCACGCCGUGGGAGCUGGUGUGAUAGGUCUAUCUGGAGUAGAGACCCACAACGAGUGAGCUACGCGAGCAAGGCGCUAGAGCCGCGCGCUGCGAGCUAUUUUGCUCGUGGCUUCUGUGCGCGUCGGCGAUGCGACGGCGAACAGGGGAACCUGCAUGCUGCAGCAAUGGGCCGGGUCUGCAAACAAAUUUGCUCGCACGAGCAGCGCGAGCAGCGCUAGGGGGCCUCCGAAAAGCAAUGCUGUCUCCGCCAAGGAGGCGUGCGGCCCUACGAACAAAAUAGCUCGCAGCACGCGGCUCCAGGGCGUUGCUCGCGUAGCUCACUCGUUGCGGGUCCCUAAUCUGGAGCCUCUGGCAGCCUGUCCGGAUGUUUGCCAUCUGCCAUUCUUUGCACCACUUCCUCCCAGUCUCUCGUCGUUAUGUCGAUCGCCUUCGAUGCCUGCUGACGCUAUUUCUUGAAGUACCUGAAAGCCACAUUAAGUUAAUUAGCAGGUCUAACCCUGUCCACUUCUCUAAAGAACUGCUCUAUUUUCUCCUCCGCAUGUCUCCUGGAUGCUCUUCUAUCUGCCAGCGUGGCCUCUUGCAGCAGCUCCUCGGCAAACGAAUCGCCAGGUUCUCUCCUCGUGAGAGUGUAGGCGUGUCGUUGCCUAUUCGCUGCCUCCCUUAUUCGCCUGGGGGUCAUAGGUGACUCUUGUACCCGGAGCUGAUCAUUCGCUGCCGUCUCCAUUGCCUCGGCCACCUGCUUCCAUGACAAGUUACCAAACCAGGCGUCAGUUGUUCUAACGCAUGCGUCAGUGUCAGUGCCUUUUAAAAAAAUAUACCCCAAAAAUGGCUUGAAUCGACCAAUAUCUCGCAAACUAAAAGAGCUACGUACGUACAAAGGGAUGAAAUUUUCCCCUUGAGAUCAUAAAAUGGCGUGUUUACUAAGGGGGCGAACUUGGUUUUCAAUUUUUAUACUUUCCGAUUUUGUUUGUAUUAUGUGAAUUUCCGAAAUUGUAAUUGUGUUGCGGGGAUAGUAAAUAUUGUCCGAUCGAGUUGCGAUUUUUUGCAUUGUGUUCUACGUCCCAAAUGUCUACUUUUCCGCACCCCGCCGAAUCCGCGCGGAAGAA
Frankliniella occidentalis (western flower thrips) is the source of this 3938-nucleotide messenger RNA. RefSeq names its product putative nuclease HARBI1. The transcript is spliced from 5 exons. The record is from RefSeq and is a predicted model, not a curated record. The coding region runs from base 244 to 933 and encodes 229 amino acids. NCBI's taxonomy places the organism in Eukaryota, Metazoa, Arthropoda, Insecta, Thysanoptera, Thripidae.